Penicillium cataractarum is the source of this 1677-nucleotide messenger RNA. RefSeq names its product putative arginine transporter. The record is from RefSeq and is a predicted model, not a curated record. Gene Ontology annotation, biological process: amino acid transmembrane transport. Lineage: Eukaryota; Fungi; Ascomycota; Eurotiomycetes; Eurotiales; Aspergillaceae. The coding region runs from base 1 to 1677 and encodes 558 amino acids. Gene Ontology annotation, molecular function: amino acid transmembrane transporter activity. Gene Ontology annotation, cellular component: membrane. The transcript has 2 exons.
AUGGCUUGGUCUGACAAGGGAAAGAUGGAGUCGGAAGGCCCCAUCAUGCAGGUCCAGCCUCAGGAUCCUGUCAACCAGUACGAUGUCGACUAUGAGAAGCACGGUGCUAGUCGCGAGUCCAACCCAUUGCCCGAUCUGAAGCGCAAGCUGAAGAGUCGUCACUUGCAGAUGAUUGCCAUCGGUGGUACUAUCGGAACUGGUCUCUUCAUCGGUAGCGGUACGGCCGUCGCCAAUGCAGGCCCCGUCGGCGCCUUGAUUGCGUAUAUCUUCGUCGGCACCAUCGUCUACUCGGUCAUGACCGCGCUGGGUGAAAUCGCAACCUAUAUCCCCAUCCCCGGAGCCUUUACCGCGUACGCUGCUCGCCUGAUCGACCCCAGUUUGGGUUUCUCCAUGGGUUGGAUCUACUGGUUCUCGUGGGCAUCGACAUUUGCGCUGGAGCUCACGGCCACUGGUCUGAUUAUUCAAUUCUGGGACGAAACGAUUCCGAUUGCGAUUUUUAUCGCCGUCUUCUGGGUCCUGAUUAUCAUUUUCAAUAUGAUGCCCGUCGGUUUCUAUGGUGAAAUGGAGUUUUGGUUCUCUAGCAUCAAGGUUCUGACCGUGGUUGGCUUCAUGAUCUUCGCUAUCUGCAUGAACGCCGGCGUGGGUAAGGAGGGUUAUAUUGGAUUCCGGUACUGGGUGCACCCCGGUCCCUUCGUUCCUUACCUGAUUAAGGGCGACGAUUCUCUCGCUAAGUUUGUCGGCUUCUGGUCUUGCCUGAUUCAAGCAGGUUUCUCCUACCAGGGUACGGAGCUGGUCGGUAUCGCCGCCGGUGAGACCGAGAACCCGCGCAAGACUGUCCCUUCCGCUAUCCGCAAGACGUUCUUCCGUAUCGUCUUCUUCUUUAUCCUGACCAUCUUCUUCAUCGGUAUCGUGGUCCCCUCGGACGACCCCGGCCUCGUGGAGAGCCAGGCCGGCGGUGCCAGCGCCAGUAACGCCAAUGCUUCGCCAUUCGUGGUUGCUGCCCGCCGUGCGGGUGUUAAUGUCCUCCCGGAUAUUAUCAAUGCCGUUCUCCUGACCGUGGUGCUCUCGGCUGCCAACUCGAACGUGUACAGCGGUAGCCGUAUCAUCGUCGGUCUGGCCCAGGAAGGCUUUGCGCCUCGCUUCAUGAAGCGCACCACCAAGGGCGGUGUCCCAUACUACGCUGUCGGUUUCACCGCUCUGUUCGGUCUGCUCGGCUUCCUCAACGUGUCGAACUCGGGCUCGACCGUUUUCACCUGGUUGCUUCAGAUCUCCGGUGUCGCCGGUUUCAUCACCUGGGCCUCUCUGAACGGCUGCCACCUGGCCUUCCAGCGGGCGCUCAAGGCGCGCAACAUUUCGCGCGAUGUCCUGCCGUACAAGGCGAUCAUGCAGCCGUGGUUCUCGUGGUACGGCCUGUUCUUCAACUGCCUGAUCAUUCUCACCCAGGGCUUCACCUCGUUCAUUGGCGGCUUCGACGUCCAGAGUUUCUUCAUCAACUACCUGAGUCUGAUUCUCUUCGUUGUGCUGUACUGCGGCCACAAGUUGAUCUUCCGCCCGGCCUUUGUCAAGCCCAUCGAGGCCGACUUGGACACGGGCCGAACAUCGGCCGAUAGCGAGAACUGGGAGACGGUUGAGCCGACUACCUGGUACGGCAAGGUGUGGUACUGGAUCUGUGGUUGA